Ilex paraguariensis (yerba mate) is the source of this 1185-nucleotide messenger RNA. Lineage: Eukaryota; Viridiplantae; Streptophyta; Magnoliopsida; Aquifoliales; Aquifoliaceae. The record is from the annotation of a GenBank genome assembly.
AUGAAUGUUAUGCUGCUUCAUCCGAUCCAAGAUACAGAGGUCAAGAAGGCAGCCAUACAAUUGGGAGCUCUUAAGGCCCUGGGUCCUGAUGGUUUUCCUGGUAUGGUUAAUCAAUUUAUCUCUCAACACAAUAAGGAAUGGAAAGAUGGGUUCAUCAAAGGCAUCCUUAAUGCGCAGGAGUGUAAGGCUAUUCUAGCUAUUCCUAUUACAAAAUUUCUUGGUGCUGAUAGGCGUGUUUGGAGACUGGCUUCUAUAGGGGUGUUUAGAGACUGGCUUCUACAGUGGUCUGAGACUUUCGAUGCUGCUAUGGGGAGGCAGGUUGUGCAUCAGUUUGGUUCGUCUUAUCUCAACUUGAAUAGUUCGGGACUAUUUCGGCUCAUUUCUUUGUGGUGUGAUGGUGCUUUUAAGAAGGGUAAGGCAACUGUAGGGGUGAUUCUUAAAGGUUAUAAUGGUACGUUGGAGGCUGGUAUUGGCAAGCAUAUUCCGACUGUUUUCAGCCGAUUUUCAAAAGCUGCUGCUAUUCAUGAAGCGUGUUUGUUGGCCAGUGCAUCUAGGUUACGAAACGUGACUAUCCCAAGUGACAAUCUGGAGAAGAUUGUAAGAGUUCCUGCAAGUUUUGGGAUCAUUGGAAUGGAGAGCUUAAUCAACAAGAUACGAAAUUUGGAUGCAUACCCCAAGAUCAAUGAGGAUUUCUACAGCAGAACCCUCUCCGGUGGAGUUAUCACCGUCGCCUCCUCCAUUCUCAUGCUCUUGCUUUUCAUCUCCGAGCUCAGAUUAUAUCUCCAUGCUGUAACCGAGACAAAGCUAGUGGUAGAUACUUCAAGGGGGGAAACACUACGUAUCAAUUUUGAUGUGACUUUUCCCGCGCUUCCAUGUUCUAUACUCAGUGUAGAUGCCAUGGAUAUCAGUGGAGAGCAACACCUUGAUGUUAGACAUGACAUCAUCAAGAAAAGGAUUGACGCUCAUGGUAAUGUAAUAGAAGCAAGGCAGGAAGGGAUCGGUGCUCCCAAGAUUGAUAGACCUUUACAGAGACAUGGUGGCAGGCUGGAGCACAAUGAGACAUACUGUGGUUCAUGUUAUGGUGCAGAAGCAGCUUUUGGGAAGACAGAAAAAGGAAUAGUUGGGUGUUGCCUAGUUUUGUGCACUGUUUAUCAGUUGGCUGUCAGAUGAUGAUUGUUGUAACUC